Messenger RNA from Pseudo-nitzschia multistriata, 1345 nucleotides. The record is from the annotation of a GenBank genome assembly. NCBI's taxonomy places the organism in Eukaryota, Bacillariophyta, Bacillariophyceae, Bacillariales, Bacillariaceae.
GGCACUGAAUUUCUUGUAUCCCUUGAUGACCUUGUUGACCGAUUCCAAAAAGUCCUUCUCGGACACGCUCUUGCGGCGGGCCCGGAUCGCAAACAUGCCGGCCUCCGUGCAGACCGAGUGCAGCUCGGCCCCCGUYGUGUUGGGGCAUAAGCGGGCAAUGAGCUYGAAGCGGAUGUCCCGGUCGCAGUUCAUGCGCUUCGAGUGGAUCCUGAGAAUGUGCCCCCGUCCCUCCAGGUCGGGGAGGCCAAACUCCACCUUUCGGUCGAGACGGCCCGGUCGGAGCAGGGCGGGGUCGAGGGUGUCGGGCCGGUUGGUGGCCAUGAGGACCUUGAUGUUCCCCCUCGCGUCGAAUCCGUCCAGCUCGGUGACGAUCUGGAGCAUGGUCCGCUGUACCUCGUUGUCGGAGCCGUUGUCGUCGCCCCCGCCGCCACGGGCUCCCCCGAUCGCGUCGACCUCGUCGAAAAAGACGAUGCAGGCCCGCUUCGAUCUCGCCAUCGUGAAGAGUUCCCGGACCAUCCUGGCGCCCUCACCCACGUACUUCUGGACGAGCUCCGAUCCGAUGACGCGGAUGAAACAGGCRUCCGUCCGGUUCGCAACGGCACGGGCCGUGAGCGUCUUUCCGGUUCCCGGMGGGCCGUACAACAAGAUCCCCUUCGGCGGCUCGAUUCCGAGUGUCACAAAGCGCUCCGGGUGCAAGAGGGGGGUCUCGAGGACCUCCCUGAGUUUUUCCAUCGAUUCCUUGGCACCCCCCACGUCGUCGUAGGUGACGUCGGGCUUGUCCUCGACCGUCAUGAGACUGACGGUGGGAUCGAUCUUGGGGGGGAGGGGUAUCUGGAUGGAGUACUUGGAGCGGUCGACGCCCACCCGCAUGCCCUCUUCGAURUCCGUGGGCGCCACCUUUUCUCCGAGGCCCACCACGAACUUGGCAAUCUGCUUGACGUUGAURACGUACUUGCUGGGCGCCUGGGCGUUGCCCGAGGUUCCCUCCGAGUUCGAGUUGGCGUUUGCGUUUCCGCCCUCGGCCUCUCCCUCGUCGGCAAUGAUUUUCGUGCAGCGCGCCACCUGGAGGGGUGCUUCCUCGGACAUCAUUUGCUUGUCGCCCACCAAAUCCCACAUGGACGGAGGCGAUAAUCCCGUGUCGCUUUCCUUGAUUCCGAUGAGGUUCUUGACCUCUUUCUGGUGCUUUUUGAUUUCGUCCUCGAGUUUUUUGAUCUGUAUCGAGUAGGGACCAAGGCCGUAGGAUUUCAGGAGGGCAAUGUCGCCCUCGUCGAGAGGAGGUGGAGCGUCUCCUUCAUCCUCCUGUGCGCAGCGGUGGAUUGGAUUGGAUUGCAUUCGAAUUAGUUUG